Messenger RNA from Bradysia coprophila, 1129 nucleotides. RefSeq lists its product as uncharacterized. The record is from RefSeq and is a predicted model, not a curated record. Lineage: Eukaryota; Metazoa; Arthropoda; Insecta; Diptera; Sciaridae. Gene Ontology annotation, cellular component: trans-Golgi network.
GACGUUUGACGACUUUUUUUUGUUUGAUUAUCUGAAAUGUCAUAAGCAAACAAUAAAAAAGAAAGAAAACAAAUAUUUGUACACAUCAAAGUCAAAGGAUGAUUUCGAUUUUCUCAAUCGUCUGGAUCUUAUCAAUUGUCAACUGUAUUCGAGCUGAUCAAUGUCAGCAGACAAGUCCGUGUCGAUGUAAUUACGAAAAUGGAUUCGGCUACGAUUUACAAGCACUUGAAAAGGUAGAGUUUGAGGCGUUUGUGCCCAACAUCACUGGCAUUUCAUACAUAUUGAGCCUAUGCAGCGACAGUACCAUUCGACCGGAUUUCAAACCAAUUAACGUCAGCACUUGCGAUCCGGGCUACGGGAUCUGCCUAUACAAUGCAGAAGCGGAUAACCUUACACUAUUGGCAAAUAACAAAGACGCUGCCUUGAAAGUAGAUACUGAUGGUACGGUGUAUCUUGCUUACACUCAUCAAGCUGUGGUCACGACAGUUUCGCUGAUUUGCACAGAUGUCGAGCGGAAUUAUUUUUUCGUGGAUGGCAACUCGUCUGGGCAAGCUAAUCUGGCACUGUUCUCCAAGCAUGCAUGCAAACAGGAAUUGUUCACUGUGUCAACGUUAAGCACUGGAGCUGUGCUCAAUAUAACAUUUCUUGUCAUCGUCUUUGCGUACCUAGUCGUUGGAGUGUUGGUAGACUAUUUUCUAAUGGGAGCCCGAGGCAUCGAGGUCAUUCCACACUUAGCGUUUUGGAAAGAUUUCCCAUUUUUAGUUAGGGACGGAAUCAAAUUUGUGCAGAGUGGCUGCAAAAUCCAACCGAGUGAUCUGUCGGAGAACCGCGAUAUUUACACGUCGAUAUAAAUAGAGAGAGAGAGAGAGAGAGAAAGGAGUGAACAUGGGGCAACCGGGAAGGCUAUUUUGUGAAUAAUUUUUUUCAUUGUUUUAAGGUUUGACUCAAAUCUAUCGAGACUGAAACACGUUUGUCGUAAGCAGCCUGAAUACACCUUGUGCCACACACUCAACGGGAUUGAGUGUACGGCGUAAGUUGUAUUCAGGCUGUUUAGUUUGUCGUAGGUAAAUUAUUAUUCAAUUUCUGUGUACAUUUUUCAGAUCAAAUAAAAAUUAAAAGAAUACGGCCA